GGAAAUUCGAACAUACAAUAGUCAAGAAUAACAAAUUAACUAUCAACAUGAAGCUCCUCCAAGCUAUUCUAGUGGCAGUUUUCUGUGCAACAAUCGUGUCCGCUGCACCACCAUUAAGCUCAUCAUUUUCAUUCCAAGAUUUCGCUCCAUCCAAAUUGAUCGGCGAGAUUGAAAAUAAGAUCAAGGAAAAAUUUUUUGACCUUGAAUGCGUUCGUAAUGUUAUUACCAAAGUUAUCGGCGACAGCGAAUUCAAAGCCGCUUGGGACAAAACCAAUACAAAGCUUGACAAUCUGAUCAACGUUGAAUGGCCAAAAUGCUUAGAAAUCGAAGAUUUUCCGACACAACAAGGAUGCAAAACCACCGUUGUAGGAAAAGCUCUCCAAGCCGUUGGUCUCUUCAUCAAAGACUUAGCUCUCAAAUCAAAAUGGAGAUUGAUCAAAGAGAUCAAUGAUAAGGUCUCAGCCGAAUGUUACGAACACACCAAUUUCAAUGAUUUGGAAAAUGAAGCCGACCCAUCCAUGGCACGAAACAUUGAAGAAAAGAUCAAGUGCACCAUCGAAGUCACCAGUGAAGCUCUGAAGGACACCGACUACGCAACAAUUUGGGAAGAAACGAAAAAGGAAUUGGAAAAGUUGCACGAACGCAUCAAGGCCUGUAAAAGUCAAGCAAGCCUCCUGGAAGUCGUAAAAUGCAUCGCCAAAGAAGCAAAUCAAUUCCAUGAAAUUAUUAGCAAAUUCUUCGGCAUUUUGCAUCACGUAAACAAGGAAACAUACGAGCAUGUCAAGAAAGCCAUCAAGGAAAAAUGCUUCCAAUGAAUAAAUCCGAAGAACAAUCUUAUCCAAAGAAAAUUUGAGAUUGAAAUGAUAAAAAUAAACCCAUAAAAUAUUGAUUGUUUUGUGAAUGCAUGAAAUAAAUGAAAACAACAUUAAAGUUAUUUG
Molecule: messenger RNA, 938 nt
Organism: Sitodiplosis mosellana (orange wheat blossom midge)
Lineage: Eukaryota; Metazoa; Arthropoda; Insecta; Diptera; Cecidomyiidae
Exons: 6
Coding region: 48-815 (255 amino acids)
Source: RefSeq, a predicted model, not a curated record